Molecule: messenger RNA, 885 nt
Organism: Coffea eugenioides
Lineage: Eukaryota; Viridiplantae; Streptophyta; Magnoliopsida; Gentianales; Rubiaceae
Product: ubiquitin-conjugating enzyme E2 28-like
Exons: 4
Coding region: 283-729 (148 amino acids)
Biological process (GO): protein polyubiquitination
Cellular component (GO): nucleus
Molecular function (GO): ubiquitin conjugating enzyme activity
Source: RefSeq, a predicted model, not a curated record
CUAAGGAAUAUUUUUCUUUUUACAGCUAAAGGGACGUACACAAAUUGGUUGGGGCCGCGUACUCAGCUUUCUGCCACCGAAUAGAUACUUCGGCCUUUUGAAUAGGAAAAUUGUGGGACGGCUUCAGCUCAAGUGAAGUGGCUCGCAUCAUAGAUAUAUAUCCUGUUUUUGGAUAUCUGGAGAUGUCUCCUCCAUCCAUCAGACAUUGAGCUCCUUUCUUGACAUCACAAGCUAAGAGCUGAAGAUCUUCUUCGUCCUCAACCGAGAAAAUUUGUUGAGGAAAUGGCAUCUAGGAGAAUUCUCAAAGAGCUCAGGGACUUGCAAAGAGACCCGCCCACUUCAUGCAGCGCAGGACCCGUAGCUCAAGACAUGUUUCACUGGCAAGCAACCAUAAUUGGCCCAAACGACAGCCCUUAUGCAGGUGGUGUCUUCCAAGUUACCAUUCAUUUUCCACCUGAUUACCCUUUCAAACCGCCUAAGGUUGCAUUCAGAACCAAAGUAUUCCAUCCAAAUAUAAAUAACAAUGGAAAUAUCUGCUUGGAUAUCCUCAAGGAUCAAUGGAGUCCAGCGCUCACCAUAUCCAAGGUUCUACUAUCCAUAUGCUCACUUCUCACGGAUCCAAACCCAGAUGAUCCACUAGUGCCAGAAAUUGCUCACAUGUACAAGACUGAUAGAGUCAAGUACGAAUCUAUGGCCCGUAGCUGGACACAGAAGUAUGCCAUGUGCUGAACCUGAAUCCCCCCAUCGGCUCUCCAUUCACCACAAAAUGUUUACUCAUGAGAAUCGAUCCAUUCUCUCCUAGAUAGGCUAUGAUGAAUUUUCUCCUCCUUUGAGGCUACAACGCCACGACAGCAAAAGCGUUGAAUAAAAUUUUAAUUUGCUUUA